Molecule: messenger RNA, 747 nt
Organism: Microthlaspi erraticum
Lineage: Eukaryota; Viridiplantae; Streptophyta; Magnoliopsida; Brassicales; Brassicaceae
Source: the annotation of a GenBank genome assembly
AUGAUGUUGACAGACUGGACUCAGCUCCCAGAAGAGCUACUUCAAGUGAUCACCGAGAAGCUUGAGAACUGUUUCGAUGUAGUUCAUGCUCGCUCUGUUUGCAGCUCAUGGCGAUCUGCAUUACCUUUUCCUUGUUGCCUAUUAAGCCCAAUUUACUCUCUUCCCACGUUUAACAAGGACACUCUUGAAAACAAAGGCUUGUGGACCCUCAAGAAGAUCCCUGUGUUCCUCUUUAGAGUCCGUACUCUUGCUCCUGCUGCGUCAGCUUCUGAGUAUUUCAUGGGGGGAAUUGUCCAAGAUGAGUCAGAGAAUCAAACAGAGCUUCCUCCACGUCCUCUUCAAUGUUCAGUGAAAUUGAAGUUUGGAGAAUCUUUUCCAACCUUAACGAACAAGAACGUGAACAUGCUUAUCGAAGGACAUGUUGGACGGGCAACAUGUAGAGUGAGUAGGCUAGAUGAGGAGGCUGGUAAAUGGGUCGAGGCCACCGAUUUGGGAGACCGUGUUUGUUUCAUUGGAUGCUUGGGAAGUUUCUCUUGCUCGGGUAAGGAGCUUCCUGAUGGUUGCGGUGUGAGUAAGAACUCAGUUUUGCAAACCCAAUGGCAAGGUUCAGUUUUCUCCUACAAAUAUGGAAGAGCCGAAAACGGCCUCAAUCGUUGGGACUUGUCAAGAGUUAAUAAUGUGAAGAUCCUCAACAGAUAUCCGGUGGUGGCUCUCCGGUUCGAGCAUGCACUAAUCGAUAAACCUUAA